Mizuhopecten yessoensis (Yesso scallop) is the source of this 449-nucleotide messenger RNA. RefSeq lists its product as uncharacterized. The transcript has a single exon. The annotation marks the transcript as partial. The record is from RefSeq and is a predicted model, not a curated record. Lineage: Eukaryota; Metazoa; Mollusca; Bivalvia; Pectinida; Pectinidae.
GCUCAACAGAAGACAGAGAAAGGAAAGCAAAGAGCUCCAUAGACCUACGCAGUAAUGGGGAACAGACACCGUCACCUCCUCCUACUGGCAAAAAGAGGAAGUUCUGGAGUAGCUUUCGCAACAAGAAAAGACUUCUUGCAAAAUCUCGACAGAAGGAUGGUGAGGAGCCAGCAGGCCUCUCUGCCAGCCAGCCCAAUAUAUCAAAUGACAUAUCUCGCACCUCCAUGGGAGAGGACUUUGACCCACUCUUUGACUCGCCCAAAAAGUCCUCUGGACCUGCAGAUUCCAUGUCUAGUCCAGACCACAGCCUUAGUGACCCGAGUGUGACUCCUGGCCAUCAGUCGGAGGAUUCGCAUCAAAGCAUGCGGUCCCAGAGUGAAGAACACGACAGGGAGGAUGAGGGCGACAGUGGAAUAGCCGUCGUAGAAAACAGCAAUAGUUCAAUAACG